AUGUCAGCACCAAAGUACACUUCAAAGCUAUACUCUUCUAAAGAUAUUGCAGCUCAUACAAAGCUAAAGUUGAGAUCGGAUGUAGGAGCUGCCGCACAAGAACAGAAGGAGAAAGAACAAAGAGAUCGUGAAAUACGUGAACAGAAAGAGAAGGAGUUUAAAGAUCUAUUGCCAAAGAAGAAGCAACAACAACAACAUAAUGUUACAACAACAGAGAAGAGGAAACGUGAUGACAAUCAAGACGAUGACCAAGACAGAGAUGAAGAAGAAGUGGAGGACAAUGUAACAUCUUCAACAUCAACGACGACAACAACUACAACAAGAACAACAAGAACAAAUAAUAGUGUAAAGAAUAUAGAUGCUGAUGAUACUGAUUCAUCAGAGGAUGAUGCAGAUGAUAAUGACAACAGUAGCAAUGAUAGUGAUGACAGUGAUAGUGACGAUGAAGAUGAUGAGGAGGAGCUCAUGCGUGAGUUGGAGAAGUUAAAGAAAGAGAAUGCAGAGAAACAAAAGAAGAAGGAGAUGGCAGCGAUGGAGGAUGAGAAGCGUAUGAGACAGGAACAGUUGCUCUCUGGUAAUCCACUGAUGAACAAUGGUGCCGGAGGUGGUGAUGACUAUUCAAUGAAGAAGAAAUGGUUUGACGACUCAAUCUUUAAGAAUCAAGCAAGGGAUGAACCUGUGACGAAGAAGAGAUUCAUCAAUGAUACAACCAGGAAUGACUUUGCAAGGAAGUUCUUGACGAGAUUCAUAAAGUGA
This is a messenger RNA of Acytostelium subglobosum LB1, 756 nucleotides long. RefSeq lists its product as hypothetical. NCBI's taxonomy places the organism in Eukaryota, Evosea, Eumycetozoa, Acytosteliales, Acytosteliaceae. Gene Ontology annotation, cellular component: catalytic step 2 spliceosome. The record is from RefSeq and is a predicted model, not a curated record. Gene Ontology annotation, biological process: mRNA cis splicing, via spliceosome. The transcript has 2 exons. Gene Ontology annotation, molecular function: RNA binding. The coding region runs from base 1 to 756 and encodes 251 amino acids.